AUGAAUCGAGUCUUUGUGCGUAGAAGCUUUAAAUGCUUAGAAAUUUCCAGUCAUAUUGGUAGAAAAUGCUUUCACACUAGAUCAAAUGGUACAGAAAAAAGGGAGGAAGGUCAAAAAUUAGAAGCGGCAAUAAAGUAUUGCAGUGAUCUUGUUAGAAAGCAUGAUCCAGAAAAUUAUCUUGUGUCAAUGUUUUAUCCGAAGCAUCUUCAAAAAGUUUAUUAUACUAUACGUGCUUUUAAUCUUGAAUUAGUUAUGGUUCGCGAUUCAGUUAGUAAUCCUCAAAUUGGAAAGAUAAGGAUGCAAUUUUGGCGUGAUACCAUUGAUAAUGUGUUCAAGGGUAAGCCACCUCAACAGCCAAUUGCUCAAGCCUUAUUCAAUGCUUUAGAGACUUGCCGAUUGUCACCCCUGUUUUUUAAAAGAGUUAUCGAUGAAAGGGAAGCAAAUUUAGAUGAUUUACCGUAUUUCAGUAUUAAAGAUCUAGAAUCAUAUGGUGAAAAUACUGCAUCAUGUCUUUUAUAUUUACACCUUGAAUCUUUGAACGUUAAAGAUAUGCAAGCUGAUCAUGCCGCAAGUCAUAUUGGAAAAGCUAUCGGAAUUGUGACUAUUCUAAGGGCAUUUCCUUAUCUUGCUAGUAAAAGAAGGAUGCUAUUACCUACUGAACUCAUCGCAAAGCAUAACAUUUCACAAGAAGAAAUAUUUAGAUCAGGUCCCGUUAAGGGGUUAGAUGAUGUUGUUUUUGAAAUAGCCACACUGGCUCACGAUCAUUUACUUACUGCUAGAUCAUUCUUGCCAUAUAUACCUGGCCAAGCUUUACCUGCUUUAUUGUCAGCUGUGCCUUGCGAUUUAUACCUAAAGAGAUUAGAAAAAUAUAAUUUUAAUGUAUUUGAACCAAAAGUAAAUAGAAAAGAUUGGAGAUUGCCUAUUCAAUUAUGGCUUAGAUAUAGAAAAGAAGAGUUCUAA
This is a messenger RNA of Dentiscutata heterogama, 960 nucleotides long. The record is from the annotation of a GenBank genome assembly. NCBI's taxonomy places the organism in Eukaryota, Fungi, Glomeromycota, Glomeromycetes, Diversisporales, Gigasporaceae.